Messenger RNA from Hylaeus anthracinus, 852 nucleotides. RefSeq lists its product as uncharacterized. The record is from RefSeq and is a predicted model, not a curated record. Lineage: Eukaryota; Metazoa; Arthropoda; Insecta; Hymenoptera; Colletidae. The transcript has a single exon. Bases 1 to 852 code for a protein of 283 amino acids.
AUGGAGGAGAACCAACUUCAGGCGGCGCCCAAGAAGACGGAGAUCUUCUCCCUAACUGGCAAAAGGCUUGGUGACUUCUCCAUCCGGGUUGGCAACGAGGAAAUAGUGCCGACGGAUCGACUGAAAUACUUAGGUGUUAAGUUCGACAGAGGACAACGUUCCAGGGAACACAUAACUACGGUCACAGAUAAGGCGCUUCGAGUGUCGGCGGCGCUGUCGCGCAUUAUGCCAAACAUCGGCGGGGCGGGCCAUAAGACGAGCAUUCUGUACUACAGGGUGCUUGAAUCUAUAGUAACGUAUGCCUCGCCGAUAUGGUCCAGGGUGGCGCUAGACGAUCUAAAGAACCAGCAAACUCUUAAAAGGGCGCAGAGGGCUGGCCUGAACAGGGUGGUCAAGGCCUACAGAACCGUGUCGCUUGACGCGCUAACGGUUUUGGCAGGUAUAUCACCCAUUAUAUUCAAGCUUGAGAAGAGAUUGGCGUUGUACGGGCUGGAGAAGCGUUGCAGGAGACUCCGACAGGGCACAUUUCGGGCGACCAGCCGUCACCUUGAGGAUGCCGACGUUGAAAGGGAAAAGGACAUCAAGAGAGCCCUUUCAAGAAAAUGGCAAGAACGAUGGGACCGGGAAUGCGUGAACAAGGUCACUCAUGACUGGAUCUCGAACAUUGAGAAGUGGUUGACCAGACCCAACGGCCAAAUGAACUAUCAUUUGACCGUUCUAUCAUACCGUUCUAUCAUACGCCCUGAAAGACAAAGAGGAGUACAAGCGUGCGAUGGACAGGGCGGCGCGUAUGAAUGCGCCCACCCCUCCUCCUUCGCCACUCCCAUAACAAGGAGGAGAAUUCGGAGAUAA